Messenger RNA from Volvox carteri f. nagariensis, 2052 nucleotides. RefSeq lists its product as uncharacterized. The transcript has 13 exons. Lineage: Eukaryota; Viridiplantae; Chlorophyta; Chlorophyceae; Chlamydomonadales; Volvocaceae. Bases 1 to 1614 code for a protein of 537 amino acids. The record is from RefSeq and is a predicted model, not a curated record. Gene Ontology annotation, molecular function: protein binding.
AUGGCGGAGGCAGAUUACCUUACUCGCCUCACUGUGCGGCGCCUUGCGGAGCUCAAUGCAACCCGGGCUCGGGUUGAGGCCCUGGAGGCUCGUGCCGUACUCGCAGAGGAGUACGAGGCUGAACGGAAGAAGCUGGCGUUGCUGCAGCGCCUCCAGGACAAGUACGGCGGGAUCAAUCCCAUCUUCACCAUGGACGCCGCCAUUGUCAUUACGGAGCUAAGAGAGCAUCUGCAGGCCGUGUACGACGCUGAUUUGCUGGCAGACUCUACGUUGCGCGCCAUCACCAUGUUGCACGCGGUCGCGUACGCCACUCGCACGAUGGACCGUUUCAGCGAGCCCGGGAAGUACGCGGCUGAGGGCAAUGCGGGUGUUUUGGAGCUGGGGGCGUCGACCCUGGCCAUGUUUUCCACCCGCGCCGGCUCCUCCGCCGCCUUCACGGAGUCCUGCUCCGUGCCUGUGCUGGUGAAGUUGCUGUCGCCUCUGUACCCGCCGGUGGUCGUUGUGAACAUUGCCAAUGCGAUUGGCAACCUUGCGGAGGACUUGGACAUCCGCCUGGCUCUGCGGUCUGGCGGCGGCGUGGGGGCGCUGGUGCGGCUGCUGCGACCCGACUGCGAGUCCAGUGUGCAGGCGGCUGCUGCGGGCGCCUUGUCGCUCCUGUCCGCUCGCGACAUUGUGGUGCAGGACAGCGUGCGCUACCUGGGUGGUAUCGACCUGUUGGUGGACUUGCUGGUAUCGGCUGACGCGUACACUGCCGAGGCGGCUCGCUACUGCCUGAUGAGUCUGCGCCGCGGCAAUACCAAGAACCAGGCGGAGGUCAUUGCCUCGAUCCGCGCGAACACCUCGGUGGUUCGUAACGUGAGGCGUGUGGACCCCGAGCUGCUGCGCUUCGAGGAGGGCACCCCCCGAGUGCAUGUGACGAGCUAUACACCUGUCACGUCGUACACGACACCGACGAAGGCGCGCUUGCGGCCGACGACCGCCGACAGCUACAGGCGCCCCGGGGACUCGUCCACCAUGGCCUCGGCUCUGGCGCGAUCCGUCUCUCCCGGUCGCUACAAAUCCCCCUUGGCAGCAGCGCUCAGUAGCACGCACACCCCCAGCACGAACACCAGGACUUCUUUGGAGCGAGAAUUCGCCUCCGCCUCCGUCACCAGCCCGAUUGACAACGACCUGUUGAAGCGGAAGCACAUGAUCCGCUACAGCUCGGAGGAGCUCGUGGCCUUGCUGCAGGAUUUGGGCUUUGAUAAGCUGGACUUGCGACCCGUCAAGGUUCACCAUGUGGCAGGUGUCGACUUGUUGGACAUGACGGAGGAUGAGAUGAUUGUGCGCCUGCUGCUGCCCCGCCAUAAGGUUCGCAAGCUGCGGGCGCUUCAGCGGGCAGUGGCGCUGUACGACAGGAUUGCGACCCUACCCCGUCAGGGCCGCCUGAGUGAGGUGGAACUGCGGCUUUUCUUGGCGAACCAGGGCUGCAGUACUCUGGAAGUUGACAAGAUUAUCCGGCUGUUCCGCAGCCUUGUUCACACAGACAAGCUCGACUUCGUCACGUUCUGGGACUUUGUGACCGCGUACGACUGGAUUGCGCAGGCCUUCCGCAUCUACAACAUUCCCGUGUGAUGAGAGAGGGCGCCGCAAGACCCGCGAGCGGAUGUUCUUCCUGGUGGGUGGUGCAGUCGUUGCAGUCUGGGCUGAAUAAGGUCUGGAGCUUCUCGGGAAGGGCUGGAAUGGCUGGAAUUUUGUUGGAAUGCGAAAAAGAGACAGUAACAUCUGGGGCUGGAGCUUUUGCUAAUUUAUUACUCGCUCGUCCCUUUUGUCGUUUUUGUCAACGUAACGGCAUCACGCUGUGCAUAGCGCUUGUUUUCAUUGGCCGAUAUAGCUGCAUGGUACAUACUGGGAUUACGCCGUUAGUGGUGUGGUAUGGAGCAGCGUGAUUUGGGGUUGCGGUUGCCUUCCUAGGCGCCGACUGCCUACCUGCUGUUGAUAUAAUCGUUGGGCGUGGGCUUGGGCGUGUGCGGUUAGGGUGUGGGGAUGUGGGGAUUGUAUAAAGGGGGGGAA